UUUUUACUCGCCCCCUUCAAAACCGGUGAAUGCUGCGUUCACUUGUCGUUCAGUCGCGGGGAUGUUUAAAACACCCCCGCGUGUGUUAUGUCGGCUACAGCUCAGACUGAAUCAACACCUGCUGCUUCUCCUUGUCAACUCUAACUGACACAAUUGUUUAAUGUAGAAAAUGCCUCGGCCGGCCUUGAGCUGCCCGGGCUGCGGCUCCUCCAACAUCGUGGACGAUGCCCUGUACGCUCAGGCGCAGCUGGUGUGUGUGGACUGCGGCUCCGUGGUGUCCGAGGGAGCGCUGGUCGACGAUCCGGUCGGAGGCUCAGCUGUCAGCUACAGCUGGAGCACAGCCGUGGACAAGAAGCCAUGUGCAAACCUGAUAAAAGGUCUGCAGCGUGUGAAAGCUUUAUGUCGGUCUCUCAGGGUCCACGGUGAAAUCGAGAAUCUCUCACAGACCAAUUACAGACAGGCCUAUCAGCACGAAAGUUUCAUCAAAGUGAGCCUCCAGAAGAAAGAAGUGCUCGCCGGCUGCUGUGUGCUCGUGAGCUGCAGGCUGCUUAACUGGCCCAUUACCAUGGGAACCAUCAGCUGCCUGCUGGACGCCGACCCGAUGGUGGUGGGAGCCGUUUAUCAAGAAAUGGUGAAGAUUCUCAACAUCACGGCUCCGAUCGUUAACGUCACUGACGUCAUGGAGGCCCACAGUCAGGAGUAUAAGAUUUGUUCUCCUCAAGUUCCUGAAGAAUUUGCCGCGAACUCCAAGGACUUGACCAAACGAGCCGUGGCUCUGGUGGAGCUGGCGGCAGACUCCUGGAUCAUAACUGGCCGCAGGCCCGUCCCCAUCAUGAUGGCGGCGAUUUAUUUGGCUUGGCAGUCCUUGCAGCCCACCAAGCACCGGCUCAAAUUCUCUCUGGACAAAUUCUGUCAGAUUGCCAAAGUGAAUAAGCACAAGGCGGCUCUGAAGAGAAUAACCGAGAUAAAGGAGGUGUUGUGUAAGCUGGGUAGGGAGAUUCCCUGGGUCAGGGAAGCAGUGACUCCAGAUAAUGUGGUUCGACAGGUGGAGGAUAUCCUGCAGCACAGGUACGCCCUGCUGAGGAGGGCGCUGAGAACCCACGAGGAAGCUCUGCUGGAGGAGUGUCAGGCCAGCUGCGAGGACUCUCCGACUGACGACACCGCUCCGUCCGAAAUCUCUGAGCCUGUUGCACAAACUAAAAACUCAUCCUCUGCGGAACAAUGUGAACCAAAUGCUGAAAGGGCCAAGCGAUCGGGAGAUGGAGACGCCGAUCCAUGCACGGCGCUUGAGCUACACGGUGACACUCAGGAGAGCCAAGUUCCAGCAACAAACUGGGGGAAGAGAAUGCUGUUUGCACCCCCGUGUGUGAUUCAUCCGAAGAAAAGGAGAAUGGAGCAGCCUGAGCUCAAGGAUGUGACCGGCGAUGAAGAAAUCUCUGACAGUGAAAUUGACUCAUACAUCCGCACUCCUCAGGAAGCGAGAGACUUCGCUCUGGUGCAGAAAAUGUUGUCUGCGUCUGAAAGUGAGAAAUCCUAAUCUGUCGUGUGUAUGGAGAGCCGAGAUUUUUUUUUUCCAUGUCUGUUCAAGUAAGCAUGCAGGUGUUUUCAGUUUUGCUAAGACGUGGUUGACAAAAAAUGAAAUGUUGCCCUAACCUUUUUUUUAAUUUAAGAAAUAUAUCUGUUUAUAAUUUGGUUCUCAAAUAAAACUGUGGUUAAAGUCUAGUUUCUCAAA
This is a messenger RNA of Scophthalmus maximus (turbot), 1732 nucleotides long. It is a transcript of the gene brf2, whose product is annotated as BRF2 RNA polymerase III transcription initiation factor subunit. Gene Ontology annotation, cellular component: nucleus; transcription preinitiation complex. Gene Ontology annotation, biological process: transcription preinitiation complex assembly; transcription initiation at RNA polymerase II promoter. Gene Ontology annotation, molecular function: TBP-class protein binding; RNA polymerase II general transcription initiation factor activity. The record is from RefSeq and is a predicted model, not a curated record. The coding region runs from base 170 to 1537 and encodes 455 amino acids. The transcript is spliced from 4 exons. Lineage: Eukaryota; Metazoa; Chordata; Actinopteri; Pleuronectiformes; Scophthalmidae.